Molecule: messenger RNA, 699 nt
Organism: Galendromus occidentalis (western predatory mite)
Lineage: Eukaryota; Metazoa; Arthropoda; Arachnida; Mesostigmata; Phytoseiidae
Exons: 1
Coding region: 1-699 (232 amino acids)
Molecular function (GO): catalytic activity
Source: RefSeq, a predicted model, not a curated record
AUGAACGCUCACCUAGCGCAAUGGGCUGGUGCGCAGAAUGUCAGGGGAGACCUUUUAUUGGACUUCGUGGAGCAGAAUCAGCUUCACAUCAUGAAUAUGGUCGAGAUGUGUGAGGGAAGCCACACUAGGGGCCAAGCAGUACUUGACUAUGUACUGUGCAGCGACAGAGCUCGGGAAUAUAUCCGAAGCAUGAGGAUCGAUGAGACUAGGAUCAGGAGCAAAGAACUUUCCGAUCACAACAUGAUCAACUUAGAAAUAGCGCUCCCCGGUGUGUCAGCCCCAGUGAAGGGGAAGAAGUUUGUGGUCAAAACCAACAAGAGCAACAUCGCUGAGCUCACCAGACAGGCAUUGGGAGAUCGACAGGAGAGAGGUGAAAAGGUUGAAAACAGAGACCUUGUAGAGCUCAUCAAGGAACACUCUAGAAUCUCCUCAGAGAAAGUCAAGAUAAAUCAAAAAUAUCCCGAAUGGUCGGUAGAGAUAAGGAGGCUAGACACCAUCCGGAAGGGAAUCAGUCGAGAGCUCAGGCGAGCAAGGAAGUGUAAAGAGGCUGAUUUGGAGGAGAUCAGCCAGAGAUACAGAAAAGCAGUGAGCGAUGUCAACGAACGAAUUGCUAGAGAGACUGCGGACAAGGACAAGAAGAUGUACAACCACAUCACCAGGUGUCCUAGGAAUCAGAGAGCCAAGCGCUUCUGGUCAUAA